UUUUUUUUCUUUUCCUUUCUUCGCUUUCUUGACUGGUUCAAUUUAGACAUUCGCUGACGUCCUUGUCGAUUUCCACAUACACAUUCUUUGCCCUUCCGGCACAAUGCGUUCUAACAACCUUGUGGCGCUCGCCGCUCUGGCGAGCUACGCCGUCGCCCUCCCCACGAAGGAACUGGACCCCCGUACCUUCGGCCUCAUCGCCGAAAUCCUCGGCGACAUUGGUGGUGACUUGACCGGUAUCAUUGAGACCCUCCUCGGCGGUGGCGUGGAGGCUUCGGCAUCCGUUCUCACUGGUAUCAGCGCUCAGGCAGCUGCUGUUCUAGAGGGUAGUGCUUUGGGAUGCACCGCUGGUACCAUCGAGGCCAGCGCCCGCGCGGAAUUGGCUGCCUGGAUCCGUGCCCACGCUUCGUUCGAGGCCUCUCUCAAGACGUCGCUGUUGGCCUGGUGUGAGGGCAGUGCCUCCGCUACCCUGUCGGCCGAUGUCCGUGCUGGCCUGGCUCUAUUCAUCCCCACCUGCGCCGAGGUGGCCGCCAAGGGCGAACUGUACGUCACCAUCGACGGUAUCUUCGCCUCCUCAGAACUCGAAGUCGGUGUUGUCCUCAGCUCCUCCCUCCAGACCUCCCUGUCCGCCUUCCUCUCCGGAUCCGUCGGCCUUGACUUGGAUGCCGAACUUCGCGGCGGUCUCGCUCUUUGCGCCGGUGGUGGUGUUAUCGGCGACCUGGAUGCCGACAUCAAGGCCUCCCUGAAGGUCUGGCUCAACGGCUCCGACUGCUCCCUUAGUGCUUCUCUGCAGGCUUCUGUUCUGGCCUGGUUGGAGGGCACCGUCUCGACCGGUGUCGUUUCUAUCGGCUCUGUGCCUUCUGCCGGCCUCACCACCAUCUCCGUCGGCUCCGCCAUCACUGCCUUGGUCGACACCUCCGGUGUUCUCUCCACCACCGCCCAGGCCUACCUCUCUGCCUUCCUCGAGUCCAGCCUCGCCGUCGACAUUGACGCCGAUGUCAAGGUUGUUCUGGAGGCCUGUAUCGCGGGCAAGCUCGCUACUGCUGUUAGCGCCGACGCCCGCUCUGCCCUGGCUCUGUGGCUUUCCGGCUCCAGCUGCAGCCUCGGUGUCGAAUUGAAGUCCGUUCUCUUCUUCUGGCUUUCUUUCUCCCUCAGCGCCGAUGUCACCGUCGACCUGUCCACCGACAUCAUCACCGAGCUCGAGACCUUCAUCACCGGCACCAUCGACACCGUCCUCGGUAUCAACAUCAGUGGUGUUCUCUCUCUCCUGCUCUCCGGAGAGAGCCUGGCUUUCCUCUCCAUCGACACUCGCGCCGAGUUGGCCGCCGUCAUUGGUGGCGCCGCUAAUAUCGACAUCAGCACCACCAUUGAGCUGAUCAUCAUCGAGUGGCUCACCGGCUGCAGCGUCUCUGGCGCUCCCGGCCUCACUACCGUCACCGGCUCUGGCUCUGGAUCCGCCUCCGCCUCGGGCUCGGCUUCCGCCUCGGGCUCUGCUUCUGCCUCCCUCGGUGGCUCUGGCUCUGCCUCCGCCUCCGGCUCUGCUUCCCUCGGCGGCUCUGGCUCUGCCUCCCUCGGUGGCUCCGGCUCCGGCUCCAUUGGUGGCUCUGGCUCUGCUUCCGCUUCUGGCUCUGCCGUGCCCUCUGGCGCUGCUGCCAUCGGUACCGGUGGCUCUGGCUCCGCCUCCGGAUCUGCUUCUCCCUCCGGCUCCGCCUCUGUUGGCGGCUCUGGCUCCGUUGGUGGCUCUGGCUCCGUUGGCGGCUCUGGAUCUGUCGGCGGCUCUGGAUCUGUCGGCGGCUCUGGCUCUGCUUCCGCCUCUGGCUCUGCCGUGCCCUCUGGCGCUGCUGCCAUCGGUACCGGUGGCUCUGGCUCCGCCUCCGGAUCUGCUUCUCCCUCCGGCUCCGCCUCCGUUGGUGGCUCUGGCUCCGUUGGCGGUUCUGGCUCCGUUGGCGGCUCUGGCUCCGUUGGUGGCUCUGGCUCCAUCGGUGGCUCUGGCUCUGUUGGCGGCUCUGGCUCCGUUGGUGGCUCUGGCUCCGUUGGCGGCUCUGGCUCCGUUGGCGGCUCUGGAUCUGUCGGCGGCUCUGGAUCUGUCGGCGGCUCUGGCUCCGUUGGUGGCUCUGGCUCUGCCUCCGCCUCUGGAUCUGCUUCUCCCUCUGGCUCCGCCUCUGUUGGCGGCUCUGGCUCCGUUGGUGGCUCUGGCUCCGUUGGUGGCUCUGGCUCCAUCGGUGGCUCUGGCUCUGUUGGCGGCUCUGGCUCCGUCGGUGGCUCUGGCUCCAUCGGUGGCUCCGGCUCUGUUGGCGGCUCUGGCUCUGGCUCUGGCUCCGGCUCCGGCUCCAUCGGCGGCUCUGGCUCUGGUUCUGGCUCUGGCUCCUUCCCCAGCGGUACUGUCCCCGUCGGCGGUUCCAGCCCUAGCAGCCCUGCCAAGUCCGGCUCUCCCAACGGCCCCAAGCCCUCUGGCGGCUUCCCCGGAUCUGGCAACGGCUCCAAGCCCUCUGGUUUCCCUGGAUCUGGCAACGGUUCCAAGCCCUCUGGUUUCCCUGGAUCCGGCAACGGCUCCAAGCCCUCUGGCGGCGUUCCUGGAUCUGGCAACGGCCCUCGUCCUUCUGGUGUCAUUCCCUCGUCUCCUGCUCAGUCCGGCUACCCUGGCGCUCCCAGCGGCACUGUCGUCCCUACUGCCUCCAUUCCCGAAGGUGCUAGCGCCGGAGCUUCGACCACCCCCUGCGAGACCAUCACCCGCGAGACUGUUGUGCCCUACACCAUCACCGUGGCUGGCUCCCCGUCUGUUGGCUACUCUACCUCGACUAUCACUGAGACCAUCACCCUCGGCUCCGGCUCCGGCUCCGGCUCUGGCGUUGUCCCCACUGCUUCUGUCCCUGAAGGCGCCAGCGCAGUGACCACCACCCCCUGCGAGACCAUCACCCGUGAGACUGUCAUUCCUUACACUAUCACCAAGGCCGGUUCCGAAUCCGUCAGCUACUCCACCUCCACCAUCACUGAGACCAUCCCUCUUGAGUCCGGCUCUCCCAGCGGUGUUGUUGUCCCCGGCGGUGCUGCCACAACUGAGACCAUCACUCGUGAGACUGUCGUUCCCUUCACUGUCACCAAGUCUGGCUCCGAGUCCAUUGGCUAUUCUACUGUCACUGUUACUGAGACUAUCGGCUCUGGAUCUGGCUCUGGUUUCCCCAGUGGUGGUGUUGUCCCCUCCGGUGCUGCCGCUGCUGCUACUACCCCUUGCGAGACCAUCACCCGUGAGACUGUCGUUCCCUACACCAUCACCAAGGCCGGUUCUGAGUCCACUGGUUACUCGACCAUCACCGUCACCGAGACCAUCCCCGCCGGUUCCCUAGCGGUGCUGUUGUUCCCUCUGGUGCUGCCGCCGCUGCCACCACCCCUUGCGAGACCAUCACCCGCGAGACUGUUGUUCCCUACACCAUCACCUUGGCUGGCUCCCAGUCUGUUGGCUACUCUACCUCGACCCUCGUCGAGACCAUCACUCUCUCUGCCCCCGCUGGCUCUGCCCCUACUGGCUCCAGCCCCGCUGGCGGUUCCAGCCCUGCUCAGUCCGGCUCCCCCUCCGGCGGCUCCCCUGGAUCCGGCAGCGGCUCCAAGCCCUCUGGCGGUGUGAUCCCUGGAUCUGGCAGCGGCUCCAGCCCCUCCGGUGUUCCCUCGUCUCCCGCUGGCUCCGCCGCUCCUGGAUCUCCCUCCGGCGGUGUUGUCCCCGGCUCCGGCAGCGGUGCUAGCCCCUCUGGCGGCGUCGUCCCCGGCUCUGGCAGCGGUGCCAGCCCCUCCGGCGCUGCCGCUGUUGCUACCACCACUCCCUGCGAGACCAUCACCCGCGAGACUGUCGUCCCCUACACCAUCACCUUGGCUGGUUCCCAGUCUGUUGGCUACUCUACCUCGACCCUCGUCGAGACCAU
Aspergillus heteromorphus CBS 117.55 is the source of this 3914-nucleotide messenger RNA. Its product is annotated as putative cell wall protein. Lineage: Eukaryota; Fungi; Ascomycota; Eurotiomycetes; Eurotiales; Aspergillaceae. The coding region runs from base 104 to 3622 and encodes 1172 amino acids. The record is from RefSeq and is a predicted model, not a curated record. The transcript has a single exon.